UCUUCAUGUGUCAGGGCUGAGCCUUCCCUUUCUAUUGUUCAGGAUAAUUGGCUUUGUUACGAAGCCUCAUGGGAGACGAAGUUGGGAGCGAGACAGGGAGAUGGAGCAAGGGAGGGAGGAUGCUGAGUCUGGUGAUCUGAGCAUCUAAACCAGGGAAGAGAGGAGGACACGGCAGGGAGUGGCGGCCAGACAGAGCUGGGAACCGAUGCUGGAAUUAGCUCUACACAUCGCUUUCAGGCCGAGGGCCAUGGCGGGCUUCAGGAAGCUUGCCGUCUCUGUCAGUGCUCUCCUCACUCUUGUGGCACUAAAGAUCUACAUUGAUAUGACUUAUACGUUUCCCUCGGGCACUGGCCCGCUAUUAGGCACCAUCCAAACUCCUAGAAACACCCUGAUACUCUUAGAAGCUCUGCGAGGCCAGGAGAAUGAGUCUAUUUUUGCCCUUCGCGACCUGGCUCAGAAGCUCCGAAAGGUGGUCAUUGAGUCAGAUGCCCUGUGGAACAGCAAAGAGCUACAUCUAUUAAAUCAUAAGGGACUGAAAGCCUGGACUUGUCAGAAAGAGAAACAGCAUUUAAAAGAUCCCAAUACAUAUCCAGACUCCCUGAAAGACUUUCUGCUAUAUGGAGGAGAAUGCAGGAACCAAGAGAUACUGAUAGACCAGCCAAACAAAUGUCCUCUUAACAAGACUUUUCUUCUUCUGGCCAUCAAGUCUUCUCCUCAAAAUUUUGCCCAACGGCAAGCUGUAAGAGACAGCUGGGGUAAAGAGAGAGAUUAUGGCGGACACCAGGUCAGACUUGUCUUCCUUCUUGGUGUUGCACCUGGACCUGACCUAUCUUCACUUUUGUGGUACGAGAACAAACAUUCCCAAGAUCUUCUCCAGUGGGCCUUCCUGGACACCUUCUUCAACUUGACUUUGAAGGACCAGUUGUUCCUAGGUUGGGCAAGGGUACGAUGCCCAGGAGCCAGUUACAUCCUUAAAGGGGAUGAUGAUGUUUUUGUCCAUAUGCCUGAAAUUGUGCACCAGCUAUCCUUGAUGGAUAGAAAGAAUCCUCACGCUCUUUAUAUGGGAGAUGUGGUUAUGGACGCCAACCCUUAUAGAGACCCCCGAAGCAAGUACUUUAUCCCAUCAUCCUAUUACACUGGAUCAUAUCCCCCAUAUGCAGGAGGAGGCGGGUAUGUUUUUUCUGGGAUCUUCAUCCAUUGGUUGUACUUGGUGUCACAGCUUGUGGUUCCAUUCCCCAUUGAUGAUGUCUACACAGGGAUGUGUUUCAUGGCUUUGGGGGUGAGUCCCUUAAAGCACCCAGGAUUCCGGACAUUUCAUGUUCCAGGAGACAAGAGCACUGCAAAAUGCCCCAAACAGCAGCUUCUUUUAGUACAUCGUAAAACACCCCAGGAAAUGCUGAAGAUGUGGGGGGAACCGAUGGCCAAUAUGGCUCCAUGCUGAUACUGGAAAGAACAGAGACCUAUGAUUCUGCACUUUAUCCUAAUAGUAUAUCUUCACUAUUACCGCCCUAACACGACUACUGUCACAAUUAUUCAAUUUGCCCUAUGGCUCUGUAUUCCUGCAUGGACACUGUAUCCUCAUCUAUUCACUCUGCUAUUCCUGCAUCUUCAGCCAGUGUCGCAACUACUGUAUUCUGCAGCAGUCUGCUUCCAACCUUCUGUCCCGCCACUGAGUGCCUUUCUCGCUGCUAUUUUAUAUUCAGUCUCCUCUCAAUGAGUGCCUUCUGCCAGAGCCCACACCCACUGAGUGCUUCUCCCCUGAGCUCCACUCAGUGAGUUCCUUCUCCUGGCCUGUGACUCUCUGCUAUUUUGUAUCCAGUGUUUACACUCAAUGAGUGCCUUCUCCUGUCCUCCAUAUCUGCUAUUUUGUGUCCAGACUCAGUGAUUGCUUUCCUCUUUCCUGUUGUGCAUGCAGACUUUUGAAGGCUCCACUUUGGGCCAGAAAGAGGUAUAAGUCCCCAUUCCUGCAGCGCUAAUCUCCUGAGCAUGUAACAAUUUGGGCUAGAAAAUAUCCACUGUAACGUGCCGCCAUGUUCCCGGUGAGCCAGUUGAAGGAGGGACUAUUUUUUACUAACUAUUCAAAAGGCUGAAUUCUCAGACAGAACACCCAUGAUCUUUGCUAGAUAAGCAUGGCCAAGUAUCUUGGCCGCUGGGGAUCUAUCUUUUUGGCUCCCUGACUCCGAUCAUUAAUACCUACAUAACACAGAACCCCAAAGAAAGGUGUCAGAUUGAGGAGAGAUCCAUACCCCCAUCUCUGGUCACAGGUGGUCAUUAGGAAUCACAGGGUGCAGGCUGACCCUAGAAUUGGAUUAGUCACCCCAUAUACUGCACCCGAUGUUCUCUGUGAAUUACCAAAUAAUGCAGUGUUACACAUCUGAUUCAUUGACCCUUUAAACCAGGGAUUACCAAGCACUCUCACUGUACAGGGCCAAUUCCAGCUGGUGCACGCGUUCAUUUUGGCCACCAUGUGUUUAACCGCAUUUUUGGUGCAGGUGGAUGGCACCACUUUAAAAUAAACACGGCAUCCAAAACUAUUCCUACAAACAAGGGAAUUUUUCUUUACGUCAUCUUUUAGCAACGGUCCCCUCAAGACUAUUUUUAAUACAAUAAUCCUUUCAUCAAGUAUUGAAAGGAAAUAGAUUUUUGUU
Pelobates fuscus (common spadefoot toad) is the source of this 2648-nucleotide messenger RNA. It is a transcript of the gene B3GNT8, whose product is annotated as UDP-GlcNAc:betaGal beta-1,3-N-acetylglucosaminyltransferase 8. Bases 206 to 1441 code for a protein of 411 amino acids. Lineage: Eukaryota; Metazoa; Chordata; Amphibia; Anura; Pelobatidae. The transcript is spliced from 2 exons. The record is from RefSeq and is a predicted model, not a curated record. Gene Ontology annotation, molecular function: protein N-acetylglucosaminyltransferase activity. Gene Ontology annotation, cellular component: Golgi membrane.